This is a messenger RNA of Penicillium oxalicum, 669 nucleotides long. RefSeq lists its product as uncharacterized. The coding region runs from base 1 to 669 and encodes 222 amino acids. NCBI's taxonomy places the organism in Eukaryota, Fungi, Ascomycota, Eurotiomycetes, Eurotiales, Aspergillaceae. The transcript has 2 exons. The record is from RefSeq and is a predicted model, not a curated record.
AUGGUUCACGACAAAGCCCUGCAUGAACCUGCAGACUUCGGGCAGACUUUAUCGCUGACGCAGGCUUCGCACCGUCCUGAGUGCCGAGAACGACGUCGGUGGACGGUGCCCCCAAAGCCAAAUGCAGUGCAGCCCAGGGGGAAGAACCCGGAAACUCUGCAAUCUUUCGACACGUCCUCGCUUCCCUCGGCCUCCAACCAGAAUGAUGAUCCUGACCCGCUGGCACCCGACUUUGCGACGCGAAAACUGGGUCUCCCCCUUCCGGUUCACCCCAGACCAGCGACCGGCGGGCCCCAAUCCGGUCCAGACGAUUCCUCGCGUCGCGCCGACUCUGCUGAUAUAGAUAUCGCAGUGUCGGAAGAGUGUCGCCGACCAGCGCAGGUGGUGGACAAUCACCACCGUCCGGAUCUCCUACGAGGCUCUUCGCGGGUUCUGGAAAAAUUUUCUGCGAGCUGCAGACGCGGCGAAAUCGAAAGCAGCUUGGCGGGACCCACACAAGCUCAACUUCCCUUCGCCCUGGUGCAGGUCUUGCAGGGAUGCAUCAUGGUCAGAGUUUACUGCCGGGCGGCUGGUCGCUCAGGGACCUUGCAGCCGCGCAGGGGCAGAGCAAAAGGACUUUUGCCGGAAGUCGAGACGACCAUCCGUCGGACGAGGGGGACAGGGAGUUGA